AUGAUUAUUUUAUAUUUAUUUCAGACACUAGAAGCAUGUGUGAAAAACUGUGGACGACGAUUUCAUGCAGAAAUUGGAAAAUUUAGGUUUUUAAAUGAGAUCAUCAAAGUUGUAUCUCCAAAGUAUUUGGGCACUCGAACAUCAGAAAAAGUAAAGAAACGAUGUAUAGAAUUAAUGUAUAGUUGGUCAAAAGGCUUGUCACAUGAGAAUAAAAUAAAUGAGGCCUAUGCUAUGCUGAAAACACAAGGUAUUGUUAAAGAAGACCCUGUAUAUAUUGACAAGACUCUGAAUGUCAGCCCAAUGCCUCCUCCCAGACCCAAAAAUGCAUUAUUUGAAGAUGAAGAAAAAGCCAAGCUUUUAUCUCGGUUACUCAAAAGUAAGAACCCAGAAGAUCUCCAGGCAGCUAAUCGGCUGAUAAAAAACAUGGUCCAGCAGGAUGCAGAUCGGAUGGACAAAAUAUCAAAGCGGAUGUCUGAAUUAGAAACCAUCAAUAAUAAUGUUAGUGUAUUGUCAGAGAUGCUUGAACAUUACAGUUCAGAAUCUGCUACGCAAAGUGAUACUGACACAAUGAAGGAAUUGUAUGAAACCUUAGAAAAACUUAGGCCCAAUUUAUUCCGGUUGGCCAGUGAUACAGAUGAACGUGAUAAUGAUGGAAUUAGUGAUAUUUUAAGAGCCAAUGAUGAUGUCAUGAAAGUUAUGAAUCAAUAUAAAAUGAAAGUAGAUGGAUCAUCUGACCUUGGCAAUCAUUCUUUGCUUGACCUCAGCUUUGACCAAAGUACCAGCUCCCCAAGCAAACAAGCACCAGUUAAUAAUGAAUCUGGGACUGGAGCUUCUAUUCUAGAUGAGCAACUUUUGGCACUGGGUCUCAGUGACACGUCAGAUGUGAAGCCUGCAUUGGCUCCGUCCUUGACCAAUCCCAGCCAAGAGAGCAGUUCUACUUUGGAUCAGUUGAGUGAUAUCUUUGGAACUUCAGCAACAUUUGGCAAUGUAACUCCUUCAACUACUUUAUUACCAACAAGUGGAAGCCAGCCUCCUGUUUAUAAUCUGAGUGGCUCUAAUGCCAUGGCUAAUAUGUCAACAUCAUCUGUGUUUACUGGAUUGACACAAACCAUGUCAAAUUCAACGACAACCACCAGUGGACUUCUUAUGUCUGGUUCAAUGGCCAAACCUCAGGUUUUCAGCAGCCCUCUAUCCUCAUCAAGCAGCAUCAUUACACCUAUGUCUGCAGACUCUCUUAUAUCAAAGACAUCUCAAGCAGGUACCAAUGCUACUUGCCAGAACACAAUCACAGACUCUCAGAAGAAAGCCAUGGAGGAGUUAGACAUCUUGGGACAAACCAUGAUGCAACAGUCACUUUCUAAAGAUAAAUCAAAUUUGGUGUCUGCUGUGUCUUCCAGUCCAACACCAUCAGUGGUCAGUAGCCUUGCAACCACGACUACAACAUCCACUAUGAGCACGAUCACUGCUGACAGCACACUAAAUGAUCUCUUCAAUGGUACAGUAGCUGUUGGUUCUACUGGAAGUAUUUUGUCUCCUAGUCCAACCCUUCUGGUGCCAACCUCCCAAGAGUCAUGUGCUGACACGCUCAGCAUUGGCUCUAACUCCCCAACCAUCCUGCCUAAGGAACCAAUUUCCCUCUCGGAUGUCUUUGUACCUUUGGAAACUGUUGAACCAGGCACCUCACCAUCGAUUAAUGCCUAUGACAAAGAUGGGCUGAAGAUAGUUUUUCAUUUUGCCAAAAACAAGCCGCGGCCUGAUGUUCUUGUGAUGGUUGUGUCAGUGAUGAGUAGAAACUCAUGUCCAGUCAAAAGUUUUUUGUUUCAAGCGGCAGUUCCCAAGGUGAUGAAAGUGAAGCUGCAACCUCCAUCAGCUACAGAUCUGCCCACUUACAACCCAAUUCUUCCCCCAGCAGCCAUUACACAAGUCAUGUUGAUAGCUAAUCCUCAAAAAGAAAAAAUUCGCUGUCUCUCUCUUUCUCUUCCCAUCUAUCGCUAUUGCUGUCUCUCUCUUUCUCUUCCAUCUAUCUCUAUAGCUGUCUCUCUCUUUCUCUCCUCAUCUAUCUCUAUAGCUGUCUCUCUCUUUCUCUCCUCAUCUAUCUCUAUAGCUGUCUCUCUCUUUCUCUCCUCAUCUAUCUCUAUAGCUGUCUCUCUCUUUCUCUCCUCAUCUAUCUCUAUAGCUGUCUCUCUCUUUCUCUCCUCAUCUAUCUCUAUAGCUGUCUCUCUCUCUCUUUCUCUCCCCAUCUAUCGCUAUAGCUGUCUCUCUCUUUCUCUUCCAUCUAUCUCUAUAGCUGUCUCUCUCUUUCUCUCCUCAUCUAUCUCUAUAGCUCUGUCUCUCUCUCUCUUUCUCUCCCCAUCUAUCGCUAUUGCUGUCUCUCUCUUUCUCUCCCCAUCUAUCGCUAUUGCUGUCUCUCUCUUUCUCCCCAUCUAUCGCUAUUGCUGUCUCUCUCUUUCUCUCCCCAUCUAUCGCUAUUGCUGUCUCUCUCUUUCUCUCCCCAUCUAUCGCUAUUGCUGUCUCUCUCUUUCUCUCCCCAUCUAUCGCUAUUGCUGUCUCUCUCUUUCUCUUCCAUCUAUCUCUAUAGCUGUCUCUCUCUCUCUCCCCAUCUAUCGCUAUUGCUGUCUCUCUCUCUCUCUUCCAUCUAUCUCUAUAGCUGUCUCUCUCUUUCUCUCCUCAUCUAUCUCUAUAGCUGUCUCUCUCUCUCUCUCCCCAUCUAUCGCUAUUGCUGUCUCUCUCUCUCUCUCCCCAUCUAUCGCUAUAGCUGUCUCUCACUUUCUCUCCCCAUCUAUCGCUAUUGCUGUCUCUCUCUUUCUCUCCCCAUCUAUCUCUAUAGCUGUCUCUCUCUCUCUCUCUCCUCAUCUAUCGCUAUUGCUGUCUCUCUCUCUCUCUCUCCCCAUCUAUCGCUAUUGCUGUCUCUCUCUUUCUCUCCUCAUCUAUCUCUAUAGCUGUCUCUCUCUUUCUCUCCUCAUCUAUCUCUAUAGCUGUCUCUCUCUUUCUCUCCUCAUCUAUCUCUAUAGCUGUCUCUCUCUUUCUCUCCUCAUCUAUCUCUAUAGCUGUCUCUCUCUCUCUCUCCCCAUCUAUCGCUAUUGCUGUCUCUCUCUCUCUCUCUUCCCAUCUAUCUCUAUAGCUGUCUCUCUCUUUCUCUUCCCAUCUAUCUCUAUAGCUGUCUCUCUCUCUCUCCCCAUCUAUCUCUAUAGCUGUCUCUCUCUCUCCCCAUCUAUCUCUAUGUUGAGGUAA
This is a messenger RNA of Acanthosepion pharaonis, 3231 nucleotides long. NCBI's taxonomy places the organism in Eukaryota, Metazoa, Mollusca, Cephalopoda, Sepiida, Sepiidae. The record is from the annotation of a GenBank genome assembly.